AUAUAUUCCUCUUUGGCAGCAAACGAGUGUAUAGAAAUAUCUUCGACACUAAAAUGGAAGCAGAGGAAUACACAAGUGAUGCAGUUAAGAGAAAGCUACUUCUAGACCGUUCGAGUCUUAUCUGCCUCGCCUUCAUCACCGGCAGCGACUACACUGAUGGCUUAAAAGGGUUUGGAGGAGUUAAUGCCAUGGAGAUUCUUCACGAGUUUUCUAUUAAAGAUUUCGAGGGUCUUGAGCAGUUUAGAUCCUGGCAUGAAGAAGCCCAAAAAGGCCCGAGGAAUCCCCACGAAGGCAGAAUUAGGAAACGUCUUAGAGGUGUGGUGCUGCCAAGUGACUUUCCAUCUAGAGCAGUUUAUGACGCUUAUAGCAAUCCGGCGGUAGAGAAACAAACAGGGGAUUUUGAAUGGAAACAUCCAGACCUGGAGUUCCUUAAAUCAUUUGCUUUCAAAAUCCUUGGCUGGACUGAAGCCAAGACAAACGAGGUUCUAAAUCCUUUGAUCAAGCGACUCAGUGAAAAAAAGACACAAAUGAAGAUCGAUCAGUUUUUCAACCACGUAACGGUUUACUGUGACAACGUAAAAGUCAAGAGCAAACGUAUUCAGCGAGUAUUAAAACCACCUGGUAAUCAGUUAUCGAGUGGAAAAGGUGGCAAAAAAGACAAGAACAAAAACAUAAAAAAUCGAAAUCCAAAAGCUGAUAAAAGACCUCGUAAAAUAACCAAUGAAAAGCAGUUCAAAAACAAAAAGAGGCCAUAUUCAACAGAACUGCAUAGAAAUAAAUUAAAAAGUGAAGCUGCUGUUAUUCAAUCGAAGGUACCAAAGAAGGAAUGAUGAUGACGUGUGCGUUAUAUAAACCUACAGAAUUCAUUAACCAGCGAGAAAAUUCCUCUCUUAGAGAUGUAAAGCAAAUACUAGAUCAAAAGCUCUGUUUUUUUAUGUAUUUGUUAAUUUAAUUUUUUUUCUCCAUACCCGUAUUUUAACAUAUAUGUACAAUAAUUGGAAUACAGGUUAUAGGUUUUUUUAUGAGAAAAAGUUAAGUCUUAAUUCCAAGAAAUUAGAGAGGAGGAAGGCAAAUCCAGAGAAUUAAUGUUGUGCCCCUUAAAAGUUAUCAUGAUAAAAAAAUGUUUGCAAAAUAAACUUGACCUAUGCGCCUAAUUACCUAUUUAUUGAAUGCAUUCUAUCACCUAUGAAGUAUUUGUCUUUUUGAUGCAGGCCUGACGACAUUUGAACCAAAAAUCUUAAAGGGAGAAGACAUAAGUCCUGCGAAAAGAAAGAAAAAAGACAGUUUCAUCUAGAUUUUCUAGAAGGUCUUUUAAAGGCAUGUUAUUGCAAUUGUCAGUGCCGUUUUACAGUAAGAUUUAACUUAAGUUCUGACUUCAAGAAGAUAGCUUCUCAUCCGCGAGAGACUGGAAGAGCUUGUAUCUGAUUUAUUUGUCAGUUGCUAUUAACCAAUAAAUAAGUGCUAUCUUAGAAUUGAUGUGUUGUUAAUAAGACUUAACAUUAUUAGAACUCUUUUAAUCCUGAGACUGAAAGUGUUGUGAAAGAAUUUGUGGAGAAGUAUCGUCUGUUGAGGCAAAGGACAAUUUGGAAGGAACUACCAAGGACAAG
Molecule: messenger RNA, 1607 nt
Organism: Pocillopora verrucosa
Lineage: Eukaryota; Metazoa; Cnidaria; Anthozoa; Scleractinia; Pocilloporidae
Product: DNA excision repair protein ERCC-5-like
Biological process (GO): nucleotide-excision repair
Cellular component (GO): nucleus
Molecular function (GO): DNA endonuclease activity; single-stranded DNA binding
Source: RefSeq, a predicted model, not a curated record